CCCAGCAUGUCGGCGGCGCUGCUGCGGCGGGGUCUGGAGCUGCUGGCGGAGUCCGAGGCCUCGCGGGCCCCGCCGAGCCAGGCCAAGGCCAGCGGGGCUCGGGUGAAGCGGACCGGGAAAGCCAAGGCCAAGGCGCCCCAGACCCAGAAACUACGCAACUCAGCCAAGGGCAAGGUGCCCAAAUCGGCGUUAGCUGAGUACCAAAAGCGAGAAUGUCAAGACCACCUCAAAGCAAAUCUGAAGUUUAUGACCAGCACGAGAAGCGCUGUGGCGGAGUCUGUGACUCAGCAGAUUCUGCAGCAGAACCAGGGCCGCAAGGCAUGUGACCGGCCAGCAGUCAAGACCAAGAAGAAGAAGGCGGAGGGCACUGUGUUCACUGAGGAAGAUUUCCAGAAGUUCCAGCGGGAGUACUUUGGCAUCUAGGCUCCCUGGAGGCAUGGGGGUGGAAAAGGUGGCUGCCGCCUUUGACUUCCUCUGCCAGCUCUGAGGCCCUGAACUGCUGUGCAAAGGGCCGCCAGCAGGUGGCGAUGCAGGUUCUGCCUGACUGAAGCUAGCCGUGGAGCUGGAUUCAGGAAGAGUGGGCGGAGCUGCAAGCCGUAGGGCAGAUUUGCACUUGGAUUGGGGCUGACUUCUGCAGGCUUGGGUGGAGCUGAUGCACCUGCCAGGGUGGGGUCUCCGUUUAUGUUGGAAGAGGGCCAAGUUCCAGACCUUCCCAGGCCACGACCCCAGAAAGCUUUUGGGUGGUCUUCUAGGUUUAAGUAAACGUGGGCACAAGCAGUA
Molecule: messenger RNA, 780 nt
Organism: Jaculus jaculus (lesser Egyptian jerboa)
Lineage: Eukaryota; Metazoa; Chordata; Mammalia; Rodentia; Dipodidae
Gene: Rps19bp1
Product: ribosomal protein S19 binding protein 1
Exons: 4
Coding region: 7-423 (138 amino acids)
Cellular component (GO): nucleolus
Molecular function (GO): enzyme binding
Source: RefSeq, a predicted model, not a curated record